AAAUUGCAUAGAGCAAUAAAUUACUCUAUGUACCAUUGUUAUAUUUUGUGAUACCACAGAGAUAUCAAAUAAUCUACAAAUUACAAAACAUGUUGUCUUGAUAAUCGUUAUCAAUCAUAACACAGAAACAAACCUGAAACGGAAACGGUGUAUGAUUUUCGAAGUUUCAAAUUAUAUGAAUCUUUCAAUCUUUGGGUUAUCUGCCUCAUUUCAUUCAUUCAUACAUAUUUCAUUAAGACCUUUUUUUCAGCUGUCUUUAAUUUAUUUUGCUUAAUUUUGUAUUGAUAUGAUGCCGGUGUCUGAAUAUUCAAAGGACUUUGACCGAACCACAGAUGUACAGACACACGAUCAGACGCCUUUCGACUCCAUUAUAUCGGAACAUCCACUUAUAUUGAAAGGUCUAUCUGAUUGUGGGUUUAUAAAUGCUUCUCCAAUACAAAUUGCUGCACUACCAACAAUUAUUGCAGGACAUGACACAAUAGUUGAGGCGAAAAAUGGAACAGGAAAGACAUUAACUUUUGUUAUACCUACUUUGAUAAGAUUAAAAUUAGAACAGGUUAAUUUACAAACUAUUAUUUUGGCACCAACACGAGAAAUCGCUGUCCAAAUACAACAGUGUUUCAAUAAAGUUGGACAGCACUUGCCAGAACUGAAAUGUGAAUAUUUCAUUGGUGGUACUCCAGUUGAUGUUGACAAACAAAAGGCGAAAUGCUGUCAAAUAGCUGUCGGUUCUCCGGGACGCAUUAAGCACCUCAUCAAUGAACAUGUGUUAAAAUGUUCAGAAGUAAAGAGCUUUAUACUUGAUGAAGUUGAUAGACUAUUUACUGACAAAAACUUUACGAAAGAUGUUCGACUGAUUGAUGCUAAACUUCCAAAAUUAAAACAAACUAUUGUUGUAAGUGCAUCAAUUGAUAAGAACGAUAUGUCUCUCUUUGAUGAGUUUAUGAAAGAGUAUAUUAUGGUCAAGGGAGCAGAAGAAGAUAUGAAUGCAUUACAAGAUCCAUCAAAGUUCCUAAUAGGCAUUAAGCAGUAUGUAGCAUGUGUUAAAGCAGUUAGUACUAAUAUAAUAUUAUUACCUGCAAAAAAUGUGCGACUCCUCAAUAUAUUACAAAAUUUGCCAUAUACACAAUGUAUCAUAUUUACUAACUACAUGACAAGAGUUGAAGCUGUUUGUAAUAUGCUACGUGACCAUAACUAUAAAGCUGAUUACAUUAGAGGUGAUCAAGAUCAAAGUAUUCGAUUAAAGUUGGUAGAUAGAUUAACAUCUUUUAAAUCAAAAAUACUUGUUGCCACGGAUUUGAUAGCCAGAGGAAUAGAUUCGUCAAACGUAGACCUGGUGAUUAAUAUGGACUGUCCAAAUGACUGGGCUACAUACCUACACAGAAUUGGCCGAGCUGGAAGAUUUGGAAAUAAAGGAAAUGCUUUUACAAUAUUGGAUGAUGACAAAGAGUUGAAAACUUUUAAACAAAUUAUUAACAGUAUUGAAAGUGUUAAGGUUAAAAUGCUACCGAUUGCAAUUACAAAACCUAUACUUGAAUAUGCAGACCACGAGCUUGAAGAUCUCAACUUAUCAAUUGAACCUGAAGUUUUACCAAUCCAAGAAACUGGAAAUGACAUAGCAAAAGAUAGUAAAAGUAAUUCUAACCUUAGUGCUAAUUGCAUUGAAUCAAAUACCAAUGGUGCAUCUGAAGAAUGUCACCCAUGCUCUGAAAUAAAAUCUGUUUAUGCAUAUAGUGCGGCUGAAACGGAGUCACUACAAAAGCUACGUAAAGUCGUUGAAGAAACCGAAAGAAAACUUAUUGAAGAAAAUUUGAUUGACAAAAAACUUUUAACCGGUGAUAGAUCUUUUGUGUUAUUUGAUCCAGAACCUUAUUUUUUAAAGAAUGAUCAAUAUCCAGAAUAUAGUCCUGAAGAUCUAAUAGAAAUUAUAACAAAAUAUGAUUCGGAUUUUGAUAAAUAUGAAGCUGAUAAAAACCGAAUGUUAAAAAACACAUCACUCCAAACCGUGAGUGAAAAUGAACUCUCUGAUAUUAAUCAAGUGUCUGAAGAAAAUGAUUUUAUAAAUGUAUCCAACACUAUUGAUAAAAAAAUAAACGACAUAGAUACAGAUCAGCAAUUACAGAGUCAACAUGAAGCUCAAUUUAAUGUUGAAGACAAUAUGCAGUUUGUUAAUGAAGCAUGUUCAGAAAGCAACUUUUCAAAUGAAUCAAAAAUGGUUGAUGACAUUAAAACUGAUACAAAUAAUAGUCAAAAACUACGAUUUACCGAUAUAUAUAGUUUAUUUCAAAUACCAGAUUUUAGUCUUUUAAAGCCAGCACAGCAUGAUAGUAAAGUUGUUCAUUCAACAAAUAUAGGAGAGAAUAAUGUUUCAACUUUGAUAUGUGAAGAUGAAAAAUCGCCAGAUGAAGAAUUGUCGAAUGAAGAAUUGUCAGAAGAAGAAUACUGUGAAGAAGAAGAAUACUGUGAUGAAGAGGAAUACUGUGAAGAAGAAGAAUACUGUGAUGAAGAAGAAUCCUGUGAUGAAAAAGAAUCCUGUGAUGAAGAAGAAUGCUCUGAUGAAGAAGAAUGCUCUGAUGAAGAAGAACGCUCUGAUGCAGAAGAAUCUUAUGAUGAAGAAGAAUACCAUGUUAAACAAGAAAAUUGCAAUGGAGAACAUAGUGAUAGUAAAAAAGAAUAUGAUGAUGGAUUUGCGUAUGAAAAAGAAAAAAAAGAAAAAGAGUAUCAGGAUGAAAUUAAUUUAGAAGCAAAAAAUAAAAGAUUUGAUAAAGAUUCUACAAAUAAAAAUUACUCUUAUGAUAAUCAUCUUGACAACCAUAAGAUAUCUUUUGUGAAACACAAUAAUAGUUCUAUACAAAAACCACUUUGCAACAACAUCCAAGGAUAUGAUAUACCUAAAAGGGAGGGAAAAAAUAUUGAAAAUAAUGAACAACAAUUAGUGGACUAUGAAAUUUUAAAUAACUGGUAUGGUCAGUGGAAACAGCAAAUGAAUCGCAUACAAACACUUGUCAGGAUGAGUAAGUGAUCAUCUUGUGAGAUGAGCAUAAGUUCAUCAUGAGAACUGAAUGAUUUUUUUUUAAGAAGUUUUCACUCUGUAUUAUAAUAUUUAGUUUUUUUUAUGUUUUGGCGAAUAGUGAUAUUCACUGAUUUUAUUUUUUGUAUUUAUGGCUGAAGUUUUCUUUUCAUAAACAAUAGAACACAACAAAAUGUAUUUUAAAUAUAAUAUUAUUAUUAUUGUCUUAGUCGUUAUA
Diuraphis noxia (Russian wheat aphid) is the source of this 3248-nucleotide messenger RNA. RefSeq lists its product as uncharacterized. The record is from RefSeq and is a predicted model, not a curated record. Gene Ontology annotation, molecular function: ATP binding; nucleic acid binding. NCBI's taxonomy places the organism in Eukaryota, Metazoa, Arthropoda, Insecta, Hemiptera, Aphididae.